Molecule: messenger RNA, 1128 nt
Organism: Lingula anatina
Lineage: Eukaryota; Metazoa; Brachiopoda; Lingulata; Lingulida; Lingulidae
Source: RefSeq, a predicted model, not a curated record
AUGGGAGAUCUUAACAGCAAGCACAGAUACUUCGGGUGCAAAAAAUUUAACGAGAAUGGGCACAUAUUGUUUGACAUAAGUGAAGAUCUUGAGCUAACAAUUCUCAAUGACAUGAACGAAACAACGCACAUGUCCCCACUUGGUAGCACUGACAUACUUGACAUGGCUUUCGCAACGCAGCCCACUUUAUCCAAAAUCUCUGAAUGCUACGUCGGCGAAGACGUAGGAAGUGAUCAUCUUCCUUUGCAUGUGAAACUAACAAGCAACAUAAACAUCGCUACAGAGACAGAGAUACUGAAAAGAUGCAUCAGAAAACUUAACACGGUCGCCUUCGAUAAUGCAAUAAAUUACAACCUGAAUGUCGCACCAAUAUCCACAAACAUACACAACAUAGAUCAGGCGUGCGACAACGUUACUGACACAUUAAGCAAAGCUCUAGACUUAGCAUGUCCAAAAACACGGGUGCGUGAAAAUGUUUGGAGGGUUAGCAACGAAACCCUCAAGCUAAUCAAGCUAGAAAGAAAACUCAGAAGACUUAGCCAAAAGAAAGAGGGUAGUUUCUACAAAGUUAUGUACAAUUACAUGACUAAGCGAGUAAAAUCAGCCAUCAUCCAGGAAAAACAAGCAUCCUGGGAAAACGCAACAUCCAGUUUAAACAGCCAAAAAAUGGACAAAAACUUUUGGCAAACAUUCAAAUCACUCACAGGCACAGGAAGAACAAAAAAAAGCGGUCGAGAAAAACAGGUGCUAAAAGAAGACGGCAGUCUGACCACUAACAAUGAUGAAAAGGCCAAAGCCUUCGCCACAACCCUUGGAAAAAUCCACAACACACACGAAGGAAACAUCUUCGAUGAUAAUUUCAAAAAAUGUGUGGAGAACUAUGUGAAUAAAAACAGCACACUGUUCAACCCCCUUCCCCAUCCUACCAUCGAAAGUGGAGACGAGCACGAGUCAGUGUCACCAAUCUCCGUUGAAGAAAUAGAGACGAACCUAAAGCAAACUAAGAACACCGCUCCAGGGGAAGAUGAAAUAACAAACGCCAUCAUCAAGAUGACACCGCUUAAUCGCCUUGAAUAUAAGUUCGUCGGCGUAGCCGACAGGGAAGUUACGAAGUCCGAGGUCUUGUGA